Molecule: messenger RNA, 1488 nt
Organism: Abrus precatorius (Indian licorice)
Lineage: Eukaryota; Viridiplantae; Streptophyta; Magnoliopsida; Fabales; Fabaceae
Product: homeobox-leucine zipper protein HAT5
Exons: 3
Coding region: 426-1409 (327 amino acids)
Biological process (GO): positive regulation of DNA-templated transcription
Cellular component (GO): nucleus
Molecular function (GO): sequence-specific DNA binding; DNA-binding transcription factor activity, RNA polymerase II-specific
Source: RefSeq, a predicted model, not a curated record
GAAUCUCUCUUUAUUUCUCUCACUCUUUGUCUCAAAACCAAAAUUUUCCAAAACUCUCAACUCUCAUCAACCUCUCUCUCUCUCUCUCUCUCUCUCUCUCUCUCUCUCCUCCCCUGUCCAGUUCCAAACUCACAGCCUCUGACCUGCAAUUUAUUUACCUCUGACAGGCUCUUAAUUUUGCUUCCAGUUCCUCUGAGUGAUGGGUAUGAUCUCUCCUCACUCCCACAAUUCCCACAUUAUAGUAAUUCUCAUCACCUGCUUCUUUUGUCAUAAAUUUUAGAUCAAACUCCACACCCUGAUCCACCCUUUUACUCCUUAUGGGGCAUCAAAUGAAUAUGACUCUCUAAUCUAAAACUCCCUCUUAGAACAAACAACACACACACUUCAAAGUCCACACUACCAACCCCCCAAAAAGUUCUGUUCCCAUGGCAGGUGGCAAGCUUUAUGGUGCCUCAAACAUGUCACUUCUCCUCCAAAAUGAAAGACUCCCCUGCUCCUCUGAAGUCCUCGAGUCUCUCUGGGCUCACACCUCUAACCCUCCCUCUUUCCAAGGUUCAAAGUCGGUGGUUGAUUUUGAGAAUGUUAAUGGGAGCAGGGUGGUGGAUAGGCCCUUCUUUCAAGCGCUUGAGAAGGAAGAGAACGGUGAUGAGGAUUAUGAUGGGUGUUUCCAUCAACCGGGAAAGAAAAGAAGGCUCACAAGUGAACAAGUUCAGUUCCUUGAAAGGAACUUCGAGGUAGAGAACAAGCUUGAACCUGAAAGGAAGGUUCAACUUGCAAAGGAGCUUGGCUUGCAGCCAAGGCAAGUUGCUAUAUGGUUCCAAAACAGAAGGGCAAGGUUCAAGACCAAACAGCUAGAAAAAGACUAUGGCACAUUGAAAGCUAGUUAUGACAGACUCAAAGGUGACUAUGAAAAUCUUCUUCAAGAGAAUGACAAGUUAAAAGAAGAGGUGAAUUCUCUCAAGAACAAGUUGAUUCCUAGAGAUAAAGAGGAGGAGAAUUCAGAUGACAAGUCAUCUCCUGAUGCUGUCAAUUCACCCCACAAAGAGCCUAUGGAUUUAAUUUCAAAUGCAACAUCUGAAAAUGGGUCUAAAGUGUCACUCCCUAUUAUGGUAACAUGCAAGCAAGAAGAUGCCAAUUCAGCUAAAAGUGAUGUGCUUGAUUCGGACAGCCCACAUUGCACUGAUGGGAACCAUCCUUCCUCAUUUGUGGAGCCUGCAGAUUCUUCCCAUGCUUUUGAACCAGAUCAGUCAGAUUUCUCCCAGGAUGAAGAGGAUAACCUUAGUGAAAACCUUUUGACCCUCCCUUGCUUACCAAAGGUUGAAGAUGCCUGUUAUGACGACCCUCCUGAAAACUCUUGUAAUUUUGGCUUCCAGGUUGAAGAUCAAACCUUCUGUUUCUGGCCCUUCUGAAUGCCUACACUUAGUGCAAUGUUGAAAAAGUUGGCGGUUGUAACUCUGUACUAGAAGCAAUAAAAAUGGUAUUACUUCU